UUUGGCUGCUAGAAUCCGUUUGGUCCACGAGGAGGGCAAGAAAGUAUCUGAAAUAAUAAGCUGAUUCCAUCAGAUGCAGAUUUCAUAUUUGAAAAUCGGAGAUGUGUUGGCAUCAUUUGGCUUUCCUGCUGCAAAUAUUAUUCUUUGUGCCGGGACAGACACGCUUGAAGGACAUUUACAUCCUAGGUUUAUUUCCCAUGGACGGUGAUUACCAAGGGGGAAAGGGUAUUAAACCAGCAGUUGACAUAGCACUGACUUACGUUAACAGCGAUUCAAAUAUGCUUCCAGGAUAUAGACUCAAUAUGAAAUGGAAUAACACAAAGUGCCUUGCAGGAUAUGGUGUCAAGAUUCUCUCAUACAGGAUGUGCAGAAACAUGAAGUUCAUCAUGAUUCUAGGGGACGGGUGUUCAUCAGUUUCUGAGGUCGUGGCGAGUACAUCACGUGUAUGGAACUUGGUACAGGUUUCUUACAGUUCGACAUCAUUAGCUCUGUCGGAUGAUGAAAAGUUUCCUUUCUUUUUUCGAGUCAUCUGUUCAGAAAAACAGCUGAAUUAUGCUCGUGUUGCUCUUGUGAAGUAUUUUAAAUGGACCAAGGUUGUGGCAGUAUACAACACUAGUCCACUUUUUACAGAGAUGAUCGAUGAUAUUGAAGAAAUGUUGAAAAGGGAAAACAUAACAAUUGUUGCAAGGUAUCAUCUCUCUGCAAACAUCAAACACCAAGUCCUCAAUCUAAAGAAAGCCGAUGCAAGAAUUAUAAUCGCUGCUUUUUUUGGAGAAAUGGCUAGAGAAGUGUUAUGUGAGGCAUUUAAAAUCGGAUUCAGUGGACCAAGAAUUGUUUGGGUGAUGCCAUCUUUCCUGAACGCAAAUUGGUGGAACAUAAAUGAUACUGACUGUACUGGUAAUGAAAUACUGUCAACCAUUGGUGACUACUUAUCUGUUGACCCGUACAUUAAUUCAAACAUAACCUAUCGGGAUGACAACGGCAUCACAUUAAAACAAUUCAUGGACGACUACAAUGUGAAAACCAACAAUACACUUCAUCCAGGUUCACCAUUUGCAUCGGCUGGUUAUGAUUCAGUAUGGGUUAUUGCCCGUGCACUCAAUGCUACCAUCGCUGAUCUUAAAAAUUCAGGAUAUGGACUUGAAUCUUUUUCCUACACUAAUAACAAUAUGGGCAGCUUAUUGAUGAAGAAUAUGAAGAAAGUUGAGUUCAAUUCACUAUCGGGUCAUGUAUCAUUUUAUGAAAAUGGAGAUAGCACAAAAUCCAUGACACUUGACCAACUCCAAGAUGGAAAAUUAGUGACAUUCGGUUGUUACAAUGCACUUGCAGAUAAGGGUAAGAAGUUGACAUGGAAUAAGUCUGUGCUUGUGAGAUGGGUGAAUGGAAUGGUGCCAAACGAUUCUACGCAAAACCGUCUUAUCACGAUUUCAGUGGUUUUGCCUCUGUAUAUCAGCAUGUGUGUGUUUGCUGCAAUUGGAAUGCUCUUGUCAGUUGUUUUUCUAGCCUUAAAUAUCAAAUUUAAAAAUUUAAGAAUCAUUAAAAUGUCGUCACCUGGCAUCAACAAUCUUAUUUUGUUUGGCUGCAUUAUGAUGUACACGUAUGUGUUUGUACAUGGAAUUGAUAUCAGUCAGUUUCCUAUAGCAUGUCAGGCCAAAGGCUACUUGAUGGUCAUAGGAUUCUCGUUGGUGUUUGGUUCAUUGAUUGCAAAGUCAUGGUGUAUAUAUGUCAUCUUCACCGCUAGUAAGAAGUUGCGAAGAUGGACAGCUAAGGAUAUGCACCUAUUUAUGAAAAUUGGUGCAUACACGGCUCUUAAUACGGGCAUCAUGGUGUUGUGGACAGUGGUUGAUCCUAGCUACCCUUUGCGAAAGCAACUUGAUCACCAGAAAGUCCACAUUGAAAUCAAUGAUGUAGUGGAAAUUCCAGUAAUAUGGAGCUGCACGUCUGAGUAUUUCACGUACUUCACCAUAAUUCUCCUCGGCAUUCAACUGAUCCUCCUCUUGUUCGGUGUCUUCUUGUCUUUCACCACCAGAAAGGUGAACAUUUCAGCAGUGUACGAUUCCAGAGCAAUCGGAAUGUGUAUCUACAAUGUGAUUGUACUGACUGCUGUAGAGUUACUGUUCUCUAACAUUCUAGAAGAGGACAUUAAUGUCACGUAUGGCCUCAUUUGUAUCCUCAUCAUUGGUGGAACUACAGUUACCCAGUGUCUUAUAUUUAUUCCAAAAAUGUUUCGAUUAAAGGACUAUUGGUGAAGAUGUGGGCCAAAGCCGUUCUUUUGCGAGUUGAAUUGAAGUCCAGUUCCACCAGCAAAAGCAACGUUGAGCAACAUGUUUUAGCUCCCACAAGCUAUUACAUACAACCGAUGUAUGACUUGUAACAUUGUCGUUUUCAAUAGUCAACAGAUUCAAGAAUUGCAAUUAGGAACAGUUCUAUGGACAGAAAAUAAAACAACAUAAACUACCACAAAGUGGCCAACAUAAACUAAGUGAUACUUAAAACUGCGGAUAUGGCGGUUAAACACCUGCUUUGAAGUUGGAAUUUACAAUUGUGUUGAUUAGGUUGUUGUCAUGUAGUUAAAGUACAUAGUAAAACACAAUAAGGGGUCAACUUCAAAAUGGUCAUUGAAGAUCGGUUGGCCGCUUUACACAGGUUUGAAUACGCGCGCGCACACACACACACACGGAGGUGGGGAGGGGGGGAUGAGGGAGAGAGCAUGUCAUUAAUAAUUAUACCUUCAUAACUUGUCAUGCCUGUCCUGCAGAUAGUUUGGCACUCUAGUUUUUUUGCACAUGGCUGAGCAUACAAUAUGAGACUGAAACCUGAACAAAGUUUUAACAUUGUCAAAUAGUCAAAUGACUCCCAAUAAAAUAGAUGUAUGUAUGUAAGCCCAAAUGUGACCAUCAUGUCGGAAUUUAAUCAAAUGUAUUCAUUAAUUUCAAAUAACAUAGGGUACGUAAUUUUACCUUGACACAGUUCCUUGCCUUCAAAACCAAACGAGCAUGCAUAUGACGAAUUUGAAACAGUUUCUUUACCAGGGUAGUAAACCUUGUACUUUGGUACCCAUAAUUGUUCUUUGUGCUUUUUGCAUCUUUAGAAGGUACUGAUGGAGGAUCUGAAGUAGUCCAGAGGAUAUGUAAAUGAAUCAUGCACUUUUUGAUACAAGCAUACAACUUGGCAUAACACAUACUACACAUUAUAGAUAUUCAUUUUAAGAUUAGAUGCAUUCUCAAUAUGACAUGAGGUAGCAGUAUACAGUUAGCUCAAAGAGUUUGUGUGUUGAUUUUGAACAGAUCCAUGUCUAAAGGCUAAUUAUUUGGAAUAGGAAGUAAAUUCUUAAACUUGGUGAUAGACGAGGAGAAACUUUUAAAAAUGACAAUUGGUUUGUCACCAGCAGUGUAAAUGGUUUAUCUGUAAUAAGGCUUGGUAUUCAAACACCGGGUUAAAAUUGAAUAGCUAAACCUUUAUUCAAAUGAGGGGUUUUGUAAGAUUUGAUGAGCACAGUUUUCAUAAAUAUAUACUCGUAUAUGUGAUACCUGCCAACUCCCGCUUGGAUGUGGUUUGUAUGGGUGUGCACAUUGUCAAAAUGCACACAAAAUCAUGCAGUUGGACAGAUUAUGAUGAAAGUAACACAAACAUUUAAGUAAAAAUAUGUAAAAUUGUCCUCUUUAUAAUUAUAACCCUUUUUGUAAUUUGUGAGACUAAAAAUACCUGUUUCUUUCUUUGUUUUGAAACCAUAGGUAGACAUUUAGAAUGCCAUGGGCUGGUAUGUAUAAAUCUCGGCGUCUUCUACCUGGUUUUCAAAAUGGCCGCCAUGGCAAAUUUAGAAGUCAUUUCAGGGUGAUAACUAAACAUUGAUAUAAAUUCUUAACGAGGCCUUUAUCAAAGUUGUUCAUGGUGGCAUGCCAACCAAAUGUAUCAUUAAUUAGUUUUUGUUUUGAAAUGGGAAGAUUAUACCUUAAACUACAAAAAGCAAUAGAAUAAAAUAAUGCAGUUACUAGUAAAAAAAUAUUAAUUUUAUAGAUGUUGACCAACAGCUCAUUUCAGUUUUUGGGUAUAUAUCUUCCACCAAUUUUUCUACCAAUAAAUCUUUGAAGGCGAAGAAUUGGCUGUUGGUUUAGUGAAUACUUGAAGCAGAUUUUUUAAUCUUUAUUUUUAUCAUGGAUUCUUGUGGAAGUCACAGUUUCCACUGAGUGCGAGCACAUUACUCGUAUAAUAUUACCGACUUCAACGUUAUUAUGCUGAUUAUCUGUAGGAUCGAUUAAUCUGUACUAAUGUUAAAAACAAUAAAUGUAAUUCAAAAUUAGUUUAUUAUAACAUUUACAAAUACGAUUAAUCAUUCCUUUAAUGAUUCCUAUAUUACGUUUUAUUUAGGAAAUCGUGUGUUAAUGUGGGUAUCAGGCCAGUUUCCCGUUAUUGAUCACACCCACCAAACUGUGCAGCUUGUUAAUGUCGUCCAUUUCACCUUCCAUUCAAUAGUCCUUCUUUCGAACCAUGCCAAGCCUGCUUGGUGCCUCACACUAAGAACAUGACUUUAUACGAGUGCAUCCUGUGUUGGUGAAUUAUUUUCUAUUCCUCUGUAUUUUCAUGUGAACAGGACUUUUCUAGCUGUUUACACUACCCUCUGCUAUUCCAUGGUCAUUCAUACAUUUUUGUACAAAUAUAUAAAUGUGUACAUUUUUUAGACUAUAGGUUGCUUAACAGUUUGUAAUUGCACACAGGACACCACUAAUCAGAGGAAGAAAUGCCGACCAUGCACAGCAUUUGGCAUUGACCAUGGUCAGUGCAAUAGCAGUUGCAUCCAGGUACAAAUGUGUAUAUGUUUUGAGACUAUCUUGCCUUUGUACGUAUCAAUGAUAAUGUCAAACAUAAUUUGUGAACUGUAUUUUCAUGAAGAAUAUCAACCUAUAUGAAUUCAACUAUUCAACUAUUGUCUUC
Messenger RNA from Gigantopelta aegis, 4932 nucleotides. RefSeq names its product gamma-aminobutyric acid type B receptor subunit 1-like. NCBI's taxonomy places the organism in Eukaryota, Metazoa, Mollusca, Gastropoda, Neomphalida, Peltospiridae. The transcript has 16 exons. Gene Ontology annotation, biological process: gamma-aminobutyric acid signaling pathway; G protein-coupled receptor signaling pathway. Gene Ontology annotation, molecular function: G protein-coupled GABA receptor activity. The record is from RefSeq and is a predicted model, not a curated record. Bases 102 to 2249 code for a protein of 715 amino acids. Gene Ontology annotation, cellular component: membrane; G protein-coupled receptor heterodimeric complex.